AUUCGUGUGGGCUGGCGACUGUCAUCUCUAAUGCACCACACGUGUGUUUUGUUUUGAUGAUCUUCUAGUUUUUGGUUUGUUUGGCAAUUCUCAUGGACUUCGCCAAGAAAAUACUCGGAAAAUAUGGCUGGAAAGAGGGCGAUGGCCUGGGCAAGAACAACACCGGAAUUGCAGCUCCCUUAAAAGCCAGUUUGAAGUUCGAUAAUGCAGGAUUGGGAGUGGACCGAGCCAAGGAGUUUAAUGAUCACUGGUGGGAACGGUGCUUUAAUGAUGCCGCCAACAAUGUAGAGGUACAAAUUCAGCAGGAUGGGCAGGUCUCAACCUCCCGGAAAUGUGGAAAGGAUGCGGUGGAGAUCUCCACCAGCGGAUUCUCCGCCCGGAAGCUGAAAAAAGCCAAGGAACAGCACGCCCGCGAUGGGAAAUCCACCUACGACAACUUCUUGCAAACCUCUUUGCUCACCCAGAACGGCGGCGAGGUGGAGACUCUUGAACGCAUUAAGGUAGAGGACAUAGAGGUAACCAAGUUGGCAGUGCUCACGGAUGAGGAACUUUUUAAAGCCUGUGGAGGAAGGACGGCGCACAAGGGAGCCCGUCAUGGCCUCAAAUUAAGCGGGAAAAUUGCCCGACUCGAGCAGCAGGAGCGCGAGAUGCUGGAGAAGCUGCAGGCAAAACUAAAUAGCGUUCCUGACCAAAAAACCAAGAAAAAAAGGGAUUCAGCUGAAGAGUUACUUGUGGAGGAUCAAAAACCAGUGGAAGAAACUGUGAACGAUAGUCUCGAGCCGCUUGUGAAACCAGAAAAGAGGAAAAAGGCCGCGAAAGAUGAGUCUUUAGAAGAGGUAACAGUGGACCAACUGGAGAAACCCAAGAAGAAAAAGAAGAAGAAAGCAGAUAAGUCGGAAGAGAAAGUACCAGAGGAGCCCCUAAAGAUUAAAAAGAGAAAAAAUAAUAUAGCUGAGAAUUCUCCAAAGGAAUGUGAAGAGCCAACUCAAGAUAAAGAAGACAAAGAACCUUUAAAGAACAAGAAGCGAAAAACAGAGGAUGAUACCGAAGUAUCCGAAGCACCAAUUAAAAGUAAAAAAAAGAAGAAAAAGAAUAAAGAGGUGGAUCAAUAGUUAAAUGUAUAGAAA
This is a messenger RNA of Drosophila rhopaloa, 1127 nucleotides long. RefSeq names its product G patch domain-containing protein 4. The record is from RefSeq and is a predicted model, not a curated record. Gene Ontology annotation, molecular function: nucleic acid binding. Gene Ontology annotation, cellular component: nucleolus. Bases 93 to 1112 code for a protein of 339 amino acids. Gene Ontology annotation, biological process: regulation of ribosome biogenesis. The transcript has a single exon. Lineage: Eukaryota; Metazoa; Arthropoda; Insecta; Diptera; Drosophilidae.